AUGCAGGCCGAGGAUUGGACAAAGUGUGCGCCAAAGACGCUCGACCUCUCCAACUUCACAGGUAUGGGCAUGCCAAAGAUUGAGACUGCCAUCUCACGCAUCUAUGCCCCAGAGGUGGAGGACAUGGUCAGGGAACUGAUGCCAGCUGCAACUCGCGUAGAGUUGGACCCGCUCUGCGCACGGCGGGGUCCUGGCACAAAGAAUCCAACGUAUUCCUUCGCAGUCCAUCAGGACUAUGGUUUCACAGCCGACGACUGGCCGCUGGCGGACAAUGGCUUUAAAGCAAAGUUUGACGAACCUGACGUCAAGGGCUUCAUGGCCGUGAACUUCUGGCGGCCAGUGCAGCCAAUGAAAGGACCUGUAAAGAAAGCGCCGCUGGCGGUCUGCGAUCCCAAAAGUGUGAAGAUGGAGGACACCGUCCCCAUCAACAUACGCUGGGAUGAGCUGGGCUAUGUGAAGAUGUUGGCUCUGGCUCAUGAUGACGAGCAGCGCUGGUACUACUAUCCGGACAUGACGGUGGACGAGGUCCUUGUCUUCAAGUCGUUCCAGUACUUCAAGCGCUACUUGGGCCAGGAGGGCCCGGAGCUGAACACCUGCUUCCACACCGCCUUCGAGGAUACGACCGCACCCUG
Molecule: messenger RNA, 632 nt
Organism: Symbiodinium pilosum
Lineage: Eukaryota; Dinophyceae; Suessiales; Symbiodiniaceae
Source: the annotation of a GenBank genome assembly